CCCCAUUUCACCACCACCCCCCCAAACAUUGACCUCACUCAGUCACUUCUCACUGGUAGUACUCUCGUUUGAUCUAAACUAGAAUCUAGCCAAUUCCAUCCCUCGUUCACUUCGCCUUUCAGCUGUUGCUUUCUCAGAGUUCCGCUUGUUUACAGUUUAAGAGGGGUAUCAACCAUGUUUCGUCACGCCGUCACUCGAAGGGUGACCUUCGCUGCACAUCAACGGACCAGCGACGUGGCGCGAUUGGCGUGUCAGCUUCGACAGCUGUCGUGUGCCACGGAUAAACACUCCCAGCCGAAGUCCUCGUUGCCUGUCCCCUUCCUCUCCGCGUCGCGCCGCGCAUUCUCAACCACCCUCCCCCAGCUCACCCCCGCCGCCUCCACAUCGGCGAAGAAGACCACGAUCUCCACGUCCAAGACCACCAUCCGCAAGGCCAAACCCAAGUCGUCGGGGAAGAAAACCGCGCCGAAAAAGCCGAAGAAGAAGGUCCUGACCGAGGAGCAGCAGGCCGCCAAGGAGUCGAAGGGCCAGCGCGAGGAGAUCAAGACCCUGCGGGACGCCGCCCUCCUGGCGACCGAACCGCCGCGGAAGAACGAACGCGCCUGGACGAUCUACCUGAAGGAGCAGGCGCCGAAGGGCGGGAAUAUCACCGAGGUGGCCACGGCGGCGGCGCAGGCGUUCAAGCAACUCACGGCGGCGGAAACGGAGCACUACAACUCUCUCGCCAACGCCAACCGCGUCGCUAACGACCGCGCCUACGACGCCUGGGUCCAAUCGCACACCCCCGAGCAGAUCCGCCUUGCGAACAUCGCGCGCAAGUCCCUCAACCACCGCGCCAAGAGCGGCAAGACGGGGACGGCCCACUCUGCCAAGCUGGUCCGCCCGAUCAAGGAUGAGCGACAGGUCAAGCAGCCGCUGAACGCGCUAAUCCUAUACACCAAGCAGCGAUGGGAGAGCGGGGAUUUGAAGGGGAUUGCACCGAGUGAGGCGAUGAAGUUGGUAGCGGGCGAGUGGAAGGCGCUGGGGGAGGCGGAGAAGAAGAUAUACACUGACAUGCAGGCCGGUGAGGUGGCGCGGUACGAGCGUGAAUACAAGCAGACAUACGGACACCCGCGGCCGGCGAAACCCACUAAAGCAGGUGCCUCAGGCUCAGAGUAAAGGUCUCGUCUUGCUUCAACGCUCUGAGGAACUCGGUGAUCCACUCUAUGUAAAGUAUUAGUACGGUGCAAUGCUCUCUGGCAGUCAUGUUUUCUGGGGCGAAACCGAGUUGGUACGCCAGGUCGGACAGGAGGUUCGGUUAUGGGCGUGUGGAUUAUUUCCCUUUUCUCUUGCAGGAUUCCAUACCCCUUUUAUCCAUAUGUCCACCAAGUGUAGGUUAACAGUAAUUACUGUGCUGUUCGAAUUGGAAUGUCGUCUUCUACCUGGAACCCCCUGACUCGACGAGACACCCAGUGCGAAGGAACAGGUACCGAAAAUAGAAACCAUGAUGAUCUUGGGGGGGGGUGUAGAACAUUGCAUUUGAAAAGACAGCAAAAUCCACUCCUCCAACAC
This is a messenger RNA of Eremomyces bilateralis CBS 781.70, 1551 nucleotides long. RefSeq lists its product as uncharacterized. The record is from RefSeq and is a predicted model, not a curated record. NCBI's taxonomy places the organism in Eukaryota, Fungi, Ascomycota, Dothideomycetes, Eremomycetales, Eremomycetaceae. The transcript has 3 exons. Bases 175 to 1158 code for a protein of 327 amino acids.